This is a messenger RNA of Lasiosphaeria miniovina, 912 nucleotides long. RefSeq lists its product as uncharacterized. The transcript has 3 exons. Bases 1 to 912 code for a protein of 303 amino acids. Gene Ontology annotation, molecular function: N-acetyltransferase activity. The record is from RefSeq and is a predicted model, not a curated record. Lineage: Eukaryota; Fungi; Ascomycota; Sordariomycetes; Sordariales; Lasiosphaeriaceae.
AUGGGAACACCCUUCAUCUCCCUCCUAGAGCCCACGCUGCUCAACUGGGACAGGUCGCUGCCCUCGUCGCAGCAGCCCGCCAGCGCUUCGCUCCCCCGGACCUUCCUCGAUGCCAUGGAAGUGCGUGAGCAGGUCUACGUCACCGAACAGGGCGUGCCCCAGGAGAACGAGUUUGAUCUCGACGACAGCCGGUCAUGCCACUGGGUGAUCUAUGCCUCGGUCAACAUCAAGCAGCACCACCACCAGCAGGACAACGGGCUGCCCGAGCUCAACCGCAGCGGGCGGCAGCGCAGCGAGACGCGCACGCUGCCGAUCGGGACGAUCCGGCUAGUGCCGUUCCCGCACCCGCCGCACCCGCGCAACGGCGGCGUGUACGCGGACUGGAAGCUGACCAACGCGGGGGCGCCCGUCUCCAAAGAAGGUCAGCGGGACCCGUCAGCCGCCAACGGCAACGGUAACGACGGGGAGACCGUGGCGCCGCUGACGGCCAACGAGCUGGAGCGGCACGCGCGGCCGCUGUUCGGGCGGGACCAGGCGACCGAGUUCCACGACGGGGCGGAGCUGUACGUGAAGCUGGGGCGGCUGGCCGUCCUCAAAGAGUUCCGCGGGCGGGGGAUCGCGGGGCAGCUGGUGCGGGCGGCCUUGGGGUGGGCCGCACAGCACGGCAACUACUUCAACCCGAGCGUAGCGGCGCUGGGGCUAGACCACCUAGGCGGCGAGAUGAGCGGCGAGGUGCCCAUGCUCAAGUGGCGGGGGUUGCUGUGCUGCCACGCCCAAGAGGACGCCGUUAAGUUCUGGGAGAAGGCCGGCUUCGCCGUCGACAAGAAGAUGGGCAGGUGGCUUGAGGAUGGUAUCCCCCAUGUUGGCAUGUUCCAGCGCCUUACCCUGGAGCCGAGUCCACCCCAGAUCUGA